Rattus norvegicus (Norway rat) is the source of this 5630-nucleotide messenger RNA. NCBI's taxonomy places the organism in Eukaryota, Metazoa, Chordata, Mammalia, Rodentia, Muridae. The record is from RefSeq and is a predicted model, not a curated record.
GACUCUCGGGCAGCGCAGGGACGCGCCGCCGCGCCCGCCCCUGGACCCCCCACCCCACCCCCGGGCUCGACGACACGAGGUAAUCGUGGGCGCGGGCCGGGGGAGUGCACACUGUCUUGGGCGCGUGGGGCCAAGCGGUAGAAGGCCAGGGUGUUCAGACUUCUCGGGUGGUUUUGACACGUUGCGGGAGGUCAGGGCACCAAAACCGAAGCACAGCGCUGUGUAUACUGGGACUCGGGGAGAGGGCGAGCCUAGGGCCGUCUGCGGCAUUUCUGCGCGGGCAACGGAAGGGAAGGGACCCCAGGGCCUCUCGGCGACGCCAGCGCGGGAGCGGGAAGCUGGGGGGUGGGGGAGACGGACGAUGGGGACAGGGCACCCUGCCCCCUCCCCAGCUGCAUUCCAGGCUGGAGCAGCAGAUGAGGUCAUCCCGUCCGGUUCCCUUCUGGCCAAGGCAGCCGCUGCCCUCUGUCCGCGCGGGACGGGAGCGAGAGACUCUCCCAAAGUCUCCCUUCCGAGGUCCCCAGAAGUGAGUGUUUCCUGGUUGAAGUCUUUCCUGGACUUCCCAUCCCAACUGAUUCUGCCCUUCGCCCAACUUUGCAAGACUCACCAAGUUUUGAAGGCCGUUUUCUAGAAUGGGAAACUGAGGCUGAGAGAGCACAGCGGUGGAGUGAAGGGCUGUUUAAUUUUAACUCAGGGUGCUGGGGCAGGAAGAAGUCUUAGUCGGUAGUGUCACACAGCUUAAUACCACCACUUGGGAAACUGAGGCAGGACGGUCACAAUUUCGAGGUCAGCCAGGGCUGUAUGUAUAUCCUACCGGCCGUGAAAGCUCAGAGAAGCCUGAAGUUCAGAGAAGCAGGAUCCGGGAAGGUAACUCUGGGUAGCUUGCCUAAGUUUCUCUGUCUUCACCCCCAAAGUGCUGGCCUUUGAGGGGAUGCCCCUGGAAGACUUCUAAUCCCAAAUGUUACAGAUUGGGGGAAAAUAUGAAGCACAGUUUCCACAGGUCAGUGUUGAUAUCAAAGAGGUUCCCCGUACCUGCCCCACCUGCGCCCCCAGCAGGCUGCCCCGGAGGUAGGGCUCCGCACACCUGCCCGAGGGUGUGUCUGGGUACUCCAAGGAGCGGCGCCUCUGCUCACCCCGCUUCCCCACCAUCGGGCCACGUGCCCAGUAAAUCUAAGAGUUCUGUGGGGAUACUGAGGUCUCACUGUGGCCACCCAUGCCCUGGUCACCGACUAUGAAGUGCAGAGCCUGGGUCCCAUUCCUGCGUGCUAGCUUCCUCAUAUCUGCUACCUUCAUUCAGAUGGUUAAGGCAACUCUGCCAGUGUUGGUAGAAUGUAAGCUCCAGGGUUCCUGCUAUUUUUGUUCUGUAAUCUGGAUCCCUGCCGCCCCCCCCCCACACUAUGUAAGGUGGGAGACAUAAGCAUUUACAGGUACUAUUUCCUGGGCCACCUAAAGGCCAGCAACAGUCUGUGGUUAGUUAGCUCCACGUGGUAGAUGGCUGGAAGGAAAGAUUCCCCUUCCUCAUGAAAUGUUGGAUUCAAACCCAGCCCUGCCCUGCUCCAGGAUGGGAGAACUGAGUUUCUCCAUUCUCUGGCAGAGGUGGCUCCUGCUUUCUCCAAGGGAAAACAGGAGCAGUAGAUGAAGUUGAGCCGGGGCGCUCUGCCUCAGUAAGUGGGUGAGGAGGAUGCUACCUAGAGGUGCCCAGAGCAUUUGGGGGGUGGCUUCAUCACAGGGAUGGUCAAGGGGUGAGAUGGGGACAGGACCUCUCUCCCUGGAAGAACUUCAGACGUUAGAGGAUCUGGUGGGAAGGGCACGUGUUCACACGGAGGGGACAGUUGACCCUUCCACGUACCAUUUUGCAGAGUGAGCCCUACACAACUCCAUAACGCCUUCCUCUGAAGACUAGUUUUUAUAGUACAGGGGAAACCUGGCCAGUGUUUACCUGCCACGGGACCUUGGAUGAGUCUGUUGCCUGGCUGGGCUGGCCAUGUCAGCCUUCUUUGUAGCCUGAGCCAGCCUUCCAGCCUCAGGGGGGUGUUGGAGACUCAUCUGAUGACAUCAUGUCAUUGGUCGACCAACAGCAAAGCAGAGUGCUUUAUAACUCCAGCAAACAUUCCACGAGGACCUCUCGGUACUGGGGGUGCCAGGGAAAAGGAUGAUUCAGAAGUUGCACCCCCCCAGGUGGGGGAGGAGCUAGGGUUGGAGGAGGAUCCAGUGGUAGGACGGAAGAGAAUGUAGUCCCAAAACAAAGCAAGCUUUGUCCAGUUCUCCUCUUUGUUUUAUCUUGUUAGUUAACCUAUUUUGAAUUUCAAAUAACAUUAUGGAAGGGCUGCACUGAGAAUAGUUCUUAUGCUUGGAGGCGGCUCCAGAGCUUUGGAAAAUUAAAAACAAACAAAAAAAAAAAAAAAACAAGAACCAAAGUUGAAACUCCGGGCUAGAUCUUUAUCCGCUGAGCAGGUGUGUGGAGGUGACUUGCCCAAGGUCACAGGGUGAGGACUCUGAGUCCCCAGCCUACUCUACCCUCUCAGAAGGUGCCAGGGGGUGGUCCUUUGGCCGGAAGGUUAUCUCAGCUAGUGAUUAGGCUGGCCACGUGCUGAGUGCUGGGAGGGAGAGAGGCUGGAAAAUCCAGGCCUUGCCCCACCCUCACCUUGCUCAGGGAGACAAGACUGGGCCCCAAAAGCUGGUAAGAGCUUGAGUGAGUCAGAGGCACCGAGUUCAAGUCGGGACUAGCUUUUUGAUGGGACCUUGAGCAAGCUUGGCCUUCACUAGGUCACAGAAAAAUCAGAGUUCAGGGUAUAGGAUCCCAAAUGUUCUCUAACCCCAUAAGGAAGGAGAAAGAGAACACAGAGGAACCAGCCAAAAAGGUACAACAGCAGAGGGACCAUGAGGGCUCAGAAGGGACAUUGAUAGGUAGGGAGAAGCUUUCGACACUCACGGACUUUUUGCCCCCCUAAAACUUGUUCCCCCAACAACAAGACUCCUAUAUCGACUUGGCCAUCAGAUAAAGUCCUUUCUUGCAGGCCUUCUCAGAGCCUUGAGUCAGCUUAAGUGUGCAGGAGCCAGCUGGAAAAAGCCACUUCUGACCACAGGGUCCCUUUUCCAGGAAGCACCUCGGAGGCAAAGGCUUCUGUGGAACGUCAGUCGGCUGGCUGUGAGGCAGGCUGUGUACACAGCCGUUCACAAGACCUUGGCAGGGCGCCGCCUUUCUCCUGACCUCCCCAGGUCUCCGCUCCAGGGCAGGGACCACCCUCAUUUAAGGCCCAUCUCUUAUCGCCUUCGAGCAGCCUCACCAGGACCAGGAGCAGGGCCUCUGGGAGAGAGAACCCAUAGACUCCCUUGGCCUCAGCACUGGGGACAGUGCCUUAAUAGAGUCAAGGGUUUGCCUUCUGCUUGGCCAUCUUCAUCGAGAGGAAGGGGCUAAAAGGAUCCCUGAACCCAGGCUGCCAUCUUCCCUGGCCCCAAGGUGGCAUGGACUAGCAGUUGUAAGCAACCAAAGCUGAUGCCCGGCCCCCAAGGGGGCACAGGAGCCCCCAGCAUGAGCCUGGGUAAGCUGUCUCCUGUGGGCUGGGUGCCCAGUUCUCAUGGAAAGAGGCGCCUGACAGCAGACAUGAUCAGUCCCCCGCUCGGGGACUUCCGCCACACCAUGCACGUGGGCCGUGGCGGGGACGUCUUCGGUGAUACCUCCUUCCUCAGCAACCACGGAGGCCGCUCUGGAAACACCCACCGCUCGCCCCGAAGUUUUCUGGCCAGGAAGCUCCAGCAGGUACGCAGAGUCGGCGUGCCCCCUCGAAGGAUGGCUUCCCCGGCUGCAACGUCACCCGCCCCGCCUCCCAUCUCUCCCAUCAUCAAGAAUGCCAUCUCCCUGCCCCAGCUCAACCAGGCCACCUAUGACAGCCUGGUGGUGAGCAAGCUGAGCUUUGAUAGCACUCCGGCUAGCUCCACGGAUGGCCGCUCCGGUUACGGCCUGGAGUCUGGGUUCUGCACCAUCUCACGCCUUCCACGAGUGGAAAAACACAGCAGCCGUGACCGUGACCAUGACCGUGACCCGGACCAUUCUCAAGACCGAGAGCAAAGUUCUUCCCCCUCUGAGCCUAACCCUAACCCUGAGCUUCGACGCUCUGACUCUCUCUUGUCCUUCCGUUUUGACCUUGACCUUGGGCCCUCACUCCUCAGUGAGCUGCUAGGAGUCAUGAGCCUUUCAGAAGCCCCUGCUGCCAACCCCCCUGCUCCUGCUGCCAACCCUGCCCCUACUGCAAAACCCCCAGCCGAUGCAGUAACCACUCUAGACACUGUGACAAGCCUUCCAGCCCCCACGGCAAGCUCCCCAUCCAGUGGACGUUUCCCCAAUGGGGUAACUGCCGUGUUGGGCCCCGUGGCUGAGGUAAAGGCCAGUCCUGUGGGAGAGGGUCCCCAGGUACCCUCCAAAAUGGCCUUUGACAGGCGUGGAGCCAGCUGGGGGGCCAUCCGGGCCAGCCGUCACUACACGGAGAUGGAUGCGCGGCGGGAGCUGGCAGGGGUCCUACCCCAAGUCCAUGGCUCCUGGGAGAGUCUGAAUGAAGAAUGGAGUGCACCUCCGGCCAGCAGCAGGGCUCCUGUGCCCAGCACGGUGCAGGCCAAUGCCUUUGAGUUUGCUGACGCUGAUGAGGAUGACGAGGUCAAGGUGUGAGAGACUGGCCGUGGGCCCAGGUCCUGCCAGCCUAGGGGCUCACACAGAAGGGCUGAGUUAAUUUCCUUAACGACUGCGUCUGUCCUCAAGACAUGGUCACCUGCCCAACGGGAGUUGCCCCAAAUCCUUCCUGCUCUAUGCAAGGCAGGCUUGGAUGUGGGGAGGGUCCCUGCUGACCUGACCCAGCUCCCUCCAUGCCCCUAGGCCCACUAGCCCUUUAGUCAUAACAUAUGCCACCCCCCUGUGGCCUGACAGUAUGGCCUUUGUGCCCCAAGAUGUUUCCCUGGUGGGUGGGGGUGGGGCAAGGACCACACAGGGCCAUUGUCUGAGUGGGACUGCCUGCCCCUGCUCAUGGAGAGCUGCCGCAGAAGGCCACCACUGUGUUUUCAAUAGCUGGUUCCAGGCUUCUCCUCAGUUCCCUGAGAAAGGUCAGGUGUGACCUCUAAGUAGAUUCUAUCUUAUGUGUACCCCAGAGCUGCCUCCCAUGCCUGAUUGUAAAAGCCUUUCUGGUAAGAUCUGUCUGCCCAAGGAGGCAGGCCUUGGCCCCUGCCGAGGUGUACUUUAUCCUCCUGGGAGUUUGGAAAGUUGAGGACCCCCUUCCAGCAACCCCCCUCCAGCUAGGAGAGGGGGGCCAGACGAGGUAAUGAGUAACCAGCCUGGAAUGUUGGAAGAUAAGAGGCCCAGGUGGGACCCUUAUCUCCAGUUCCUGGAACACCCCUGCCCCAGGUGCCAGGAACCAGUAUCUGCCCCAUAAUCCCAUGGGGCAGCUUGGCAGGUGCUCAGAUCACCCGGAGAGAGACAGGUUCCCAUGCACAGGGUGGCUCAGGAUCACCUCCCGUCCUCUUCUCUUGGCAAUGCUAUACCCUGUGCCUCAGUUUCCUCCCCUGCACCAAAGACGGGGAGCAUUAACACUUAUGGAAAGUGCUAACAGUUCUUGCUGUGGAAAUAAUAAAAAUGGAUUCUUUUA